Molecule: messenger RNA, 723 nt
Organism: Nerophis ophidion (straightnose pipefish)
Lineage: Eukaryota; Metazoa; Chordata; Actinopteri; Syngnathiformes; Syngnathidae
Product: G patch domain-containing protein 2-like
Source: RefSeq, a predicted model, not a curated record
AUGGAUGAGCAGGUGCAGGACCUGGUGUCUGCCCUGGAGCACACCUUGGAACAAAGUAAGCUCGGGAAGCUGAGGGAAGAAAUAGUUCAGAGCCCACUUCAUCAGCGGUGGCAGGUUCGCCGUCAAAGAGGCCGCAAGCUUCGUUGCAAAUCCUCGGACCGUCCUGAAGAAUGACGCCAUUUGAUCGAAGCAUCAGAGUCCAGUUUAGACGUAACAUCUCCAAACUCCUGGCGGAACUCUCAGCCUACUUUGGCAACGUCGGCGUCCAACUGCAGCAACUCUGAUAACCAGUGGCACUCCCGAGUGAUCCGCCCGAUCAGGACCAGGCAGCCCUUCUGGCCUGAGUCAGACUCUUUAUCUGAAAAUAAUCUAGGACGACCACUCAAGAGGAAGAGUAAGAUUAAGCGUGUGACCCCAAAUGUUCGAGUCAGAUUGCAGCAAAAGCUAAAUGUUUCUGCUAUAGAAAGGAAACUGAGGCCCAGGUCGUCUAGGAUACAGCGUCUCUCAAGAUUGAAGAAAAGCUCCAGCGCUUGGAUCAGACAAGACAGGAAGGUUGAGAGAAAGCAGUGCUGGAAUAGAGAGAACACGCUGGAACAUCAAGAUGCUGCAGAGGAGAAAAUGUCUGAUGGUGAAAGCAGCAGUAACUGCAGCGCUGACCCUGGCCUUUUCACCAUUGAUGAAGUGAGGCAAGGUGAUGAUGAGCAGAGCGACUGCUUCUUUUAG